This is a messenger RNA of Cuscuta campestris, 1832 nucleotides long. The record is from the annotation of a GenBank genome assembly. Lineage: Eukaryota; Viridiplantae; Streptophyta; Magnoliopsida; Solanales; Convolvulaceae.
UUUUUUUUACAUUGGUUGUACUCCGCAAGUGUCAUCCGUUUAGGAUUGGCUGUUGGCUAAUCCACAAAUUUAUCUUCCCGUUCGUUCGUCCGUCCACGCCAUUUCUCUUCUUCUCUGUCAAUUCAAAAAACUCUUCACACUCCCCCGCAAACAAUGGCAGCAUCUGCUUCCUACACUCUCUGCGCCAUUCCUGCAUCCUCUUCCUCCGCCGACGCCUCCUCUUCCAAGCGCGCCCCCAUUUUCCUCCGGACUCCAGCGCGCCGCCUUGGAUUCGCCGCGGCGAACUCGCUAUUCUCGCGCCGUGUCGCCACCCAGCUCCGAUCCCUCAGGGCUUCCGCCAAGCCAGCCGGCAGAGUCAUUUCCAUGGCUAAGAAGAGCGUCGGCGACCUCGGCGCGGCUGAGUUGGAGGGCAAGAAGGUCUUUCUUCGCGCCGAUUUGAAUGUCCCUCUCGAUGAGAAUCAGAACAUUACUGAUGACACUAGGAUCAGAGCGGCCGUGCCGACCAUCAAACACUUGAUUACUAAUGGUGCCAAAGUGAUUCUCUCCAGUCAUCUGGGUCGUCCGAAAGGGGUCACACCAAAGUACAGCUUGAAACCUCUCGUACCCAGAUUGUCUGAACUAAUUGGCAUUGAGGUUAAGAUGGCAAACGAUUGCAUUGGUGAGGAAGUAGAGAAGUUGGUUGCUCAAAUCCCGGAGGGUGGUGUGCUGCUUCUAGAGAAUGUGAGAUUCUACAAAGAGGAAGAGAAGAACGAUCCGGAGUUUGCAAAAAAUCUUGCAUCCCUUGCGGAUUUGUAUGUUAAUGAUGCUUUUGGAACAGCCCAUAGAGCUCAUGCUUCCACAGAGGGAGUUACAAAGUACUUGAAACCAGCUGUUGCUGGAUUCCUUAUGCAGAAGGAGCUUGACUAUUUAGUUGGUGCUGUGACUAAACCCAAGAAGCCAUUUGCUGCAAUUGUUGGAGGAUCAAAAGUAUCCACCAAAAUUGCUGUAAUUGAAUCACUGUUGGAAAAGGUGGACCUGCUAUUGCUGGGUGGAGGGAUGAUCUUUACUUUCUACAAGGCUCAAGGACACACAGUUGGGUCCUCACUCCUGGAGGAGGACAAGCUUGACCUAGCCGCGUCCCUCAUUGAGAAGGCCAGGUCUAAGGGAGUCUCACUGUUGCUUCCUACUGAUGUUGUCGUUGCUGACAAGUUUUCUGCUGAUGCUAACAGCAAGGUGGUUAGCGCGACUGCAAUACCAGAUGGCUGGAUGGGGUUAGAUGUUGGACCUGAUACAAUCAAGUCAUUUGGUGAAGCUUUGGAUGCCACCCAAACAAUCAUAUGGAAUGGGCCUAUGGGUGUGUUUGAGUUUGACAAGUUUGCUGCUGGGACUGAGGCCAUUACAAAGAAACUGGCAGAGCUUAGUGGAAAGGGAGUGACGACAAUCAUCGGAGGAGGAGACUCGGUUGCAGCAGUCGAGAAGGUUGGGCUUGCAGAUAAGAUGAGCCAUAUCUCAACUGGAGGUGGUGCUAGCCUGGAGCUACUUGAAGGGAAAAUGCUUCCUGGUGUUCUUGCACUUGAUGAUGCUUGAGACCACUUCCUUCUGUUUUUCUGCUUCUGAUUUUCUUCUUCUCAUUCAAAUUUAUCUCUGUAGUAUAUGUCCUACAAAGAGGUUACAUUGAUGAACAAAGCCCUAAAGUUGUUGAUUGCUAGCUGAAACCAUUUUCGUUACAUAAAUAGAUUCAGCUUUGGCAUUGUUUGGUUAACACCAUUUUGCUGAUUAAUCAUAUGGUAAUUUUAACAAGAGGAGUAAGUUAGUUUUCCUUUUAUUCAGCAAAACAAAACGGUAUUGAUUAA